GUUCCAGAAUAUCCACGAGAACGAUGUCAGACGAGAAGUUUGAGGUCAAAGAAAGCGACAUGGAAGAAGCGGAGCAAUCAGUGGUCGUUGCUGUGGUUCGAGAAGCACAGAAAUUGUACAAUAUCGACAAGGACGUUGCAGCUUAUAUAAAGGAAGAACUCGAUAAGCAAUUGAGUCCAACGUGGCACGUUAUAUGCGGAAAAUGUUUUGGCUCUAGGGUAUCAUACGAGAUGGGCCAUUUCCUACUUCUUAAAUGCAAUAGGGUGAACGUCAUGAUCUUCAAAUGCGGUUACUAGAACAGAGGAACAGAAUCUAUACAAAAUAUAAUUAUACUGUACAUUCGAUUGUAUAAAUCUUGCCAAGA
This is a messenger RNA of Cylicocyclus nassatus, 364 nucleotides long. Lineage: Eukaryota; Metazoa; Nematoda; Chromadorea; Rhabditida; Strongylidae. The record is from the annotation of a GenBank genome assembly.